Triticum aestivum (bread wheat) is the source of this 2073-nucleotide messenger RNA. RefSeq lists its product as uncharacterized. The coding region runs from base 1561 to 2073 and encodes 170 amino acids. The record is from RefSeq and is a predicted model, not a curated record. The transcript has 2 exons. Lineage: Eukaryota; Viridiplantae; Streptophyta; Magnoliopsida; Poales; Poaceae.
UCAUCAUCAUCAUCAUCAUCAUCUUCUGGCAGCUCGAUGUACAACUACAUUGCACGCGAGGCUAAUCGGAGGAAAGAAUCCUACUUGGCCAAGAUAAGGCAUUCCUGGAGGACGUCCACCGAGGCUCAUAAGAGCGGUGCCGGUGUUGGUGUUUGUGCCAAAAAAGAGGAGGCCACUGCCAGCUUGGAGGAUGACCACCAAGAGAAGGUUGUACGUGGCUGUAAGGAAGGGCGAAGAGGAUGGCAGUGGCAGAGGAGGAAGGAAGCUGUAUGUGGCCAUCGGAAAGGAUGAAGAGGACAGCAGGUCCAACCUCCUGUGGGCCGCUCGGAACCUCCUCGGCAGCGGCGACAAGCUCGUCCUGCUGCAUGUCCACAAGCCUGCCAACAAAAUUAUAACUGGUAAGGAUGUCAUUGUGGUGGAUUCUCGUUAUCUCGUUUGCCCCCACCCAUUUUACUUCGUAUUAGCAGAAAGUUCAUAUAGAGGUCGAGCUACAUGGAACCUCUUAUUCUCACCCCUAUUGCUUUGAGAUCUGUGCUCUUCAACUAACUUACUACAUGAAAAUUUCUCCUUUUUGUUUCUCUCAAAUGAACUAACAUAUGGACUUCAAACCUUGAAGAUCAAACAAACUUUAGAACUUCAAUGUGUGAAAAAAGUUUCAGAUUUUUUUGUUCGAAAUAAAUAUACAAAAUGAGAAAAAAUUUAUUAAAAAAUUAAGCAUUUAAAAUGCACGAAAAAUACGAAAUGUUUUCCCCACAUUCUUGUUAGAAUGUUUUAUUGUCCUGUAAAAUUUGAAGUUUAUAUGUUUUUUCGUUUGGCUCCGGUACGGAUCUUGAUGCUGAAAUGGAUGGCUAAGAUAAGGGGUACCAUGUAGCUUGACCUACAGAAAACCACACUCUUAUUUUAGUUUUUGUUUGACCUGCUUUUACCUUUUUGUGUCUAAUUUUUCACAGUAUCCAUAGACUGAGCCUACAUAAAACGGGGCAGUUUCUUAUUCGCAUCAAUUCUGAGUUUCUUGUUAUUCCUAUCAGCAUUUCACCAGUAACUUCUAUCGUCGUUCCCCAUCUCAUAAGCCAUGUUAUUUUUCCUUCCCCGGAUAAUCUACAAAAAUGAUACAGUUGAGGAAACGAAAUUACUCCGUCCGCCCUAGUAUAAAAAAGGCUCUUAUAUUAUGGGGCGGAGGGAUAGUAGCAAAGCACUUCUUCUUGUGUUGUUGUUUUCAUUUUUUUGCAGUAAUUAUAUGGGACAUGCUAUGUUUCGGCCGGAUGAUAUGGCUGAGCCUUUGAACAAGCCUCGUGUUGCGUCGCAGCGCUUUGCAACAGCAGCCUUGUUACAAUCCUCGAGCAGUUAUUUUUUACAUUUUUCCUGUGUCCGAUCAGCUCGCUGAGCCUUUGCAACAAGUCUCGUAUUACACUCAGCGCUUUGCAACAUGAGCCUUGUUGCAAUCCCUCUAAAAAAAGUUUUUUUCGGGUUUUUUCUGCACGGUCUGUCACGUAGUUUGUGUUGUGCUCAUGCGUCUUGCAACAAGGGUCAUGUUGCUCCUGACGGCUCGAUCAGGGGAACAUGGGGCGCAGACGAUGCGGUGGACAUUUUGCAGUCAAUCGGCCAGUUGAUGAGAAGCAUUUCCAUAAUUAUAUUGUUCUUGUGCUGUUACCAAGGUGCAGAGAUGGAUUUUCGCUUUUCCGGUCAGAAUUUUUGAAAAUUGUCCGGUUACUGGAAAUCUCGUCCGCAUAUAUUAUUAUCACAAACCUGGACGUAGGAAGGGCAAACUAUUGCGUGUGCGUAGGUCGCCAUGCCAGCACCUCGAUUACACAAGGUUUAUUUGGUGCCGCGAGAUUACGCAAGGUUGAUGCAAGCCAGCUGCAGGAGAGGGAGCUCCAGGCAUAUAGGAAGUCUGAGAAGGAGGAGAUGAACACAAUUUUAGACCGGUACCUCGAUUUCUGCAUAUCUUAUCUCAAGUCUCAAGCUGAAGCGAUGGUGGUCGAGAGUAACAGCCCUGCCUGUGGCAUUGUCAAGCUGAUUGAUCAGAGUCACAUCAAAAACCUUGUCAUGGGAACAUCUUCCUUCUCACCGUAA